Molecule: messenger RNA, 3995 nt
Organism: Dendrobium catenatum
Lineage: Eukaryota; Viridiplantae; Streptophyta; Magnoliopsida; Asparagales; Orchidaceae
Product: pentatricopeptide repeat-containing protein At5g55840
Exons: 4
Coding region: 234-3806 (1190 amino acids)
Molecular function (GO): protein binding
Source: RefSeq, a predicted model, not a curated record
CCGGCCAAGCGACAAGGGAGCGAAGAAGACCAACUGAGAAGCGUCGAAGGAGCAGCCGCUGGCCUCGGGAGUGUUUGAGCCCAAAUUUUGUGAAAGCCAUGUCCUACUUCUUCCUUCUCUUCCUUCAUCAUCAACGACUUACAGAACCAUUGUGAAGGUUCGAUGCCGCUAUUGUUUCUUCUUCACAUUUGACUUUGUGUGAAAUCGUUGGAGAAUCGAGUUUACCGGGGUUGAUGGAGAUGUCAUUAUUUUUGCUGUUUCUUUUUAUGAUUCCAUUUUCUCAAGAACAAAAAGCUGGUGCUGUUAUUAUCAUCGUCGUAGCUGCUGUCAAUUGCCGUCAUUUCCAGGAGGUGCACUUUAGGCGCCGGAAGAAAACGGAUAUGGCAGCACCAUCCUACAGAAUGUUAGCCAGGGGUUGGCAUCUUUGCUGCAACGUCUCCCACUUUGGCCCAAUCUCUAGAAUGUCUUCCUUUCGGAGUUGCAGAGUGGCCUACAGGGAAUGUACUAGUGUCAAGUGGAAUGAUCAAUUUCAGCCCGUCCAGGUAAUAGAAAAUAGCAUCUACAACAUUUUGACAAUUCACAGAUGGGAGUCACUGAAUCACAUGAAUUACAGGAUGACACAACUUAGAACUGUUCAUGGGAAAAUGGCUCUGAAGUUUGUCAGUUGUAUCAUCCAGCAGAAGGCCUGUGAUGAAAUUACUCGUAUACUCUGUAUCACAGCCCAUGUACUAGUUCGGGCGCGGAUGUAUGAUCCUGCCAAAUCUAUUUUAAGGCACCUCUCUCAGUUGGAUAUAUCAUGUUCUUCCCUUUUCCGUUUUCUAAUGGCUAGUUAUCGCCACUGCAACUCAAACCCAUCUGUCUUUGACCUUCUUAUAAAGGUUUAUAUUCAACAGGACAUGCUUAAUAAUGCUAUAAAGACUUUCAGGUUGAUCGGUUGUCAAGGUUUUGCAGCCUCAGCUUAUUCCUGCAAUGCUAUAAUUUCUGCUAUUGCAAGAAGAAAGCAAGCAGCAUCUGUGUGGGCAUUCUUUAAGGAGAUCCUUGCCAAUGGGAUAUGCUUUAAUGUGCGCACUUUCAAUAUUGUGCUUGAUACUCUAUGCUCCGAAGGAAAGCUUAGAAAAGCUUUUCAUUUCUUGAAGAGGAUGGAACAUAUUGGCUAUACACCAACUACUGUUUCUUAUAACACCCUGCUCAAUUGUUAUUGCAAGAAGGGUUGGUACAAAGCUGCUAUUAAGCUAAUGAAUUUCAUGGAGAUAAAAGGCGUUGAGGCAGAUGUUUACACUUGUAAUGUAGUCAUCAAUAAUUUAUGCAGAAGAAGUAAGAGUGCCAGAGCUUAUUUGCUAUUAAAAUGGAUGAAGGAGAGGGAAAUAUGUCCUACUGAAUGUACCUAUAAUACUCUAAUCAAUGGGUUCUGCAAAGAAGGGAAGCUAAAGGUUGCUACCAGGGUUAUGAAUGACAUGAUCCAUGCAAAGUUUUUGCCAAGCUGUAUUACUUACAAUACUUUAAUUGAUGGAUAUGUUAGAAAUGACAUGAUUGAUGAAGCUUUAAAUGUUUUUUGUGAAAUGGAAGCUAGGGGGAUGAAACCUAAUGAAAUCACUUAUGGUACUUUACUGAAUGGAUACUGCAAGGCUUCAAAGCUGGAUGCUGCAAUGAAUCUUCUCGAUAAGAUUAGGUCCAAAGGUCUCAUUCCCAACAAUAUCAUGUAUACAACUUUGUUAGAUGGAUUUUGUAGACAAGGGCAGCUCUUUAAAGCUCGACAUGUUCUUCUUAAUUUGGCUAAACUUAAGGUCAAUCCUGAUGUUGUGACUUACUCAGCUUUUGUUAAUGGUUUAUGUAAAGUUGGUAAGUUAUGCCAAAUAAAGGAGGUUUUAUCCCUGAUGUUCAAGAGCAGUGUUAUGCCAAAUAAUGUUCUAUUAGCAACAAUAAUCUAUAAUUUUUGCUGGCUUGGGUAUGUCAUAGAAGCUCUGAAGUUCUAUUCUCACAUGCAUCAAUUUGGUCAAAUCAUUGACCUGGUCACAUGUAAUACAUUGAUUUCUGCACUUUGCAAAAAGAGAAAAUACAAAGAAGCAGAGCAUUUCAUGGAACAUAUGAUUAGGAUGAAGCUAGCUCCUAAUUCAAUAACUUUUAAUUACAUUAUAAGCAGUUAUGCAGAUAGAGGUGAUUCACUUGGAGCAUUUUCCAUAUAUGACAAAAUGGUUCAACGAGGUAUCUGUCCAAAUAAUUUUACCUAUCAAAGUUUGCUCAGAGGAAUGUGCAAUGGUGGCAAUUUGGAUGAAGGAAAAAAGUUUUUGUUGAAACUUCAUGCAUUUCCUUCUGCUGUUGAUAGUACUACAUAUAAUACAUUACUUCAAGGAAUUAGCAAUUCAGGAAAUUUAGAAGAUGCCUUGCAAUUAUGUGAUGAUAUGAUAAAAAAUAACAUAAUUCCUGAUGUUUAUACCUACACCAUUCUUAUAAGCGGCUUUUGUCAGAAGGGUGAUAUUGUUCCUGCUAUUAUUCUAUUUCAGAAGAUGGCGGAGAAGGCAUUGUUUCCAAACCAUGUUACGUACACUUGUUUAAUUCAGGGUUUGAUAAAGGAAGGCCAAUUGAAGGCUGCUUCUUUCAUUUUUGGAGAACUCAUGAAAAAAGGUACCCUUUAUCCUGAUGCUAUCGUUUUUAAUGUUUUGAUGGAUGGGUAUUCAAGAAAUGGUAGGAUGAAAAAGGUGGAGAUGAUCUUCUCACAUAUGGAAAAGAAAGGUUUUACUCCAACUCUGACAUCUUACAAUAUUCUUUUACAUGGAUAUAUCAAAAGACAUUUGGUAUCAAAAUCAUUUAGACUGUACAAAACAAUGCUACAGAGAGGUAUCAUUCCAGAUAAACUGACUUAUCAUUCAGUGAUUCUUGGGUUUUGUGCGUCCGGUAUGACUAUUUUGGGGGUAAAAUUUCUAGAAAAAAUGGUAUAUGAGGGUAUUAUUCCUGAUUACUUGACUUUUAGUAUGCUUCUUAUAAAGUACAGUGAGGAAAGUAAAAUGGAUUAUGUUUUCAAACUAGUCAAUUGCAUGGAAAGAUUGAAAAUAUCUCCCAACUGUGAUGCUUAUGAUGCCAUUAUUAGUGGCUUGAAUAGAAAAGGUUGUUUCCAGAAAUCCUAUACCAUUUUGCAUAAAAUGAUGGAGGAAGGGUUUUGUCCUAAGCACACCCAUUAUAUUACACUAAUCAAUGGAAAAUGUAGGAUUGGUGAUAUACGAGGUGCAUUUCAUCUGAGAGAUGAAAUGGAGACAUUGGGUCUUGUGCCCCGCGAAGUGGCUGACAGUGCUAUUGUUAGGGGUCUUUGUAAGUGUGGAAAGUUUGAGGAAGCAAUAUUGGUCUUUUCUGACUUUUUCAGAACAGGUCUUGUGCCUACUGCUGCUACAUUUACUACUCUCAUGCAUGCGCUUAGCAAAGAAGGCAAGCUGAAUGAUGCACUGCAUCUUAAGGAUGUGAUGGAACGGUGUAGCUUGAAUGUUGAUGUGGUUACAUAUAAUGUUUUAAUGACAGGAUUGUGCGCCCAUGGUCAUGUAGAUGACGCUUUAAAUUUGUAUGAGGAGAUUAAGCGAAAGUCCCUCUGGCCUAAUGUCACUACUUACACAGUACUUAUUGAUGCCAUUACAAGGGAAAAUAAACUUAUUGAGGGAGAAAAACUCUUAAAAGAUAUUCAAGAUAGGGGCUUGAUAUCUCAUCAAAAAGCAAUAUCUAGUUUGCAUGAUGAGUUGAGAAGUACUAAAAGAAGGCUGAACAUGUUAAGGCAUUGCUGGAAAGAUGAUGCAAGAGAAGAAGCCGGGGUAGCAUGCCCAUGACUUUUUAGAGCACCAUACUAAUGGGGGUGUUUUUGGAGAAAAUGUUCUCAAGGGAGAGUUCCUUCUGCUUUCUUGCUUGGAGACGAUAUCAAUUUUAUGUCUCUUUUGCCUUUCGUUCGCUAUUUUUUCUCAUCUGAGCAAGGAGAAUGGAGAGCUCAAUACAGAGAGUUGGAUGGUUGUAAAUUACAA